CAAGAUGGCGGCCGGCGAAGAGAACGACGGAGCUGCCUUGAACAAAGUCGUUAUCCCUAAGAAGCAAGAAAAACGAAAAUCAUAUGAAGAAAAUGUCAUCUCCAAUUCUUCCUCAGACUUCACGUGCCCCAUAUGUUUGCAAAUACUUAUCGAACCUGUAGUAAUGCCUUGCGAACACGAGCUGUGUUGGCCGUGCUUCAAGCAAAAUGUAGAGGAGGCGAAUUUCCUUUGCCCUCUCUGUCGAAUGAGGAUUUCAAGUUGGGCGAGAAGAAAUUCGCGAAAUGGGACACUGGUUAAUGUAGCACGAUGGCAACAAAUUCAGCAGCUCUUCCCAGAGAAAUGUCGCAAAAGAUUACGUGGUGAAGAUGAUGACGAUAUCUUUGGUUAGAAAACCUUGUUGUUUGAGUUUUAUUACGCUAAUGCUUUCGUCGACAACAUUAACAAAACUUUGAAAUUCAACACUAUCGAGGUCCCAGUAUAACAGUUAAGGCACAAAAAAAAAAGAUAUAAUUUACGUAUAAAGGUUUAUUUUGUCCACUAAUUAGCUCGCGCAACAUUAGUAGAAUGCAGCACAAAGAUUAUUAUGAUGGGAGAGAUUAUUCGUUGAACCCAUUAAUAAAUCUUGAGACUAUGCUUUUUUCUCUAAAUCUGUUCAAUACUCACUGGUAUUAAGUGAUUCAGGUAUUCUAUAAUCCGUUUUCCGGAGAGAAAGAAAAAUGGAGGUGGGGGGGUUUGGGAAAGAUUGCAAUCUGUUCACAAGGGGUACAACUUGAUUCUGCAAUGGUGUUGACCACUCAUAGCCUGCAUUUUUUUUUCUGUCAUAAAUUGUAUUUUUUUUUUCAAUUUCACUGGUACAGAUAUGCCACCAGUGAAACGCACCUUAUCCAAGGAUGGGGAACUACGUAAAGAGUAUGAGGAGGAAAUGAGGAAGGCAAGUUACAACAGUUAACUCAUUGCAUGUACCUAAGCCAGCAUGCAUUGGUGUUCCUCUAUGAAUAUUGGUUGGGAAAUGUAGGGAUCACUAUUAUUCAAAACAAAAAUGGCUUUCGACUUAAGUCACACUUGUAGAAACAGACUACUUGCCCUGUAAAGAUGACCUUGAGACAAUAAUGCAAAAAUUUUUUUUCCUUGAAAGAAUAUUUCUUUUAGACUAAAGAGGGUUAGUUUCUAAAGAACCUGUAGUGCUGCAUCAGUAUGGGGGGAGUAUAACAUGAUAGUUUGGUUUUAUCAAUUAAGUUGAUAAUGUGAAUUGUGGUUACUGCAGAGAGAUUCUAAUGCUAACAUAGGGAGCACUGUCAAGCACUCUGUGGGAGCUAAUCGGAUUUGCUCUGAUGAAGGGCUAAUCCUUGACACAGCUUUAAAAUCUCUCUAAUGUACCAAUCCACAAAUUAUUUUAUCCCUGACUAAGCCUAAAGUUAGGUUAAAGGAUGGAACAAUGUGUUCUGGCAUUGUUAAUAUCUUUUAAAUUCUUAACACAAGUCAGUGCUACUAGAAAAAAAAUUUCUUCUUGUAACAAAUCUGAAUCUCUAUUUUAUUAACCAGUUGGUGAACAAAUUUACAUAGACAUAAUGUCUAACCCCAGUUGAAAUUUAAUUGAAGGGGUGCCAAUUUAAGGCAGAUGUUGCCUAAUGACUGACAGUUGUCUGGAGUUCUAAUGUAAUGACCUUUUUAUCACAAACAGUCAUUUAUGCCUCAGACAAAGUGAAUGUCCAAUCCCUAUCUGAUGUCAUUUUCAAAUAUCUGUCUUAGUUGAAAGUAGCAAGAGAGGAGGAAAUGAAGGCAAGUGAAGAGGUUAUCUACAAAUUACAACAAGAGGAACAGAGAUUAAUGAGGUCUCUAGAAUACCAGAGACUACAAGAUGAAGAACUUGCAAGAAAAAUGAUAAAGGAGGAACAAGGACAGGUGAGUAGUAUACAGUAGCUUGAGCAUAGUGGAUCAUUGAGAAGUUUCUUUUCUGUUGAAGUUUAGCUUGAAGCUAAUAACUGGAAUCUUUGUGUUAUUGCUCUUUGGAUUUCUACAGAACUCAACGGGACAGCUGCCUAAAAAUAAAAGCUUAUCAACAACCCCAUACAAGAAUAAAAUUGUGAAAGGAAAAAAGAUAAAAGGACAGAGUACUCAAGCUGGUCACAGUAACAGUACACUAGACAGGUGGUUCCUUCCUACAAGGCAUACCUCUCCUGGUGAUAUUCAAGGUAUUCCAUUCAAAUAUUAUUUACAUUCUUGGAAAGUUGGUUCUAUUUAAGACAAUACAACACAUUGAAAGCAGGUUUUCUUCUCAGGCAAAUUGAAAGUCAUGAUUUCCUUACUUGCAUAAAUACCAUAGAUCCAGGUAUUUAUCUCUUUCAGUUUUAAAAUUAGUAAUCACAACAUGCUGCUGGCAAUCAAAGUUUGAGGACAGGUUAUGUAGUUGGAAUUGAACAUUAUUCACUUCAAGAGCUUAAAGUUUUACUCCAAGCCAAGAAAUAAAAGUGUGGUAAUUCUACAGACAAGAAUUCCUCUAUAUAUAAUCUUAAUUAUUAUAUUUACUUUGUCAACAGGAUUAUCAAAGAAUAAAAGCAGUCAUGGUAAAUCCAAUUUCAGAAAAAAUUCCUCUGAAGACAAAGAGGAUUCCAUCUUUUCAUCAAGUUCUACAUUUAGCGAUAUUUUUAACAUGAACAAUCUACAAUUCCUUGAAGAAAGAAGAAAACAAGAAGAACAAGACCUUCAGUUUGCAAUAAAGUUACAAAAAGAAUUUGAUCUGGCAAGUACAAAGGCUUCAGAGGUGGACAGAAAGAAAGGAACUGUUGAUGCAUAUUUACUACGGACUGUCAGUGAAAACGAAGAAGUGGAAAGUGGCACUGAUAAUAUAACUUCAUAAAAUAAACGGUAACAUUCCUGUUUUUUAUUUGUUUUGACAUAUUUUAUAAAACUUAAAGUUAAACUGUGAAAAUUUCUUGGCUCAAUAUUGUUUUGACUAUGCCUUCUAAUGUGCCUACUUGUAACUGUGUUUGUUUUGGUGAACGUCUGUGAUUAAAGUGUCCUAAAGGGCAUAAGAAGGAAAA
Pocillopora meandrina is the source of this 3041-nucleotide messenger RNA. The record is from the annotation of a GenBank genome assembly. Lineage: Eukaryota; Metazoa; Cnidaria; Anthozoa; Scleractinia; Pocilloporidae.